Molecule: messenger RNA, 1721 nt
Organism: Somion occarium
Lineage: Eukaryota; Fungi; Basidiomycota; Agaricomycetes; Polyporales; Cerrenaceae
Source: the annotation of a GenBank genome assembly
AAAGCCCUGGCAUUCACGCCAUAUUGACCGAUCGGCAUGUGGUAUGAUUGCCUGGUUGAUCAAUCUCUUGGGUAUUUCAGGCCUUGUCUUUCUGACCUUCUGCCCCCCUUCACAUCAUGUUACGAGCAAGAUCAAAACCGCCAGCCUGAGGCUUUGUUGAACCUUAUCGUGGAUUAUUCAGCCUCUUACAAUUGUUAAUUUACCCUUUGGUUGAUGCUGCCAGUGUCCGGUAAGCAUUGAAGGUUUGAAGCAGAUGUCCAUAAUCCAAUGAACACGUCUUCAUCGGGUGGGGAAACUGGACUUGUGUCGAGCGCAACCAUCGUGGCCUGUUCCAGGAUCAGUCCGUGACAGGCAUAAUAGCCCUUGUUAGUGAUGGUUUGUCGGCAGACGUCUUCUCAGACUUCUUCUCACACGCCCAUCAAAUACAGAAGGAAUCCCGGUAUCUCGGUCAAUUAGCGAGUCUCGUACUGCUUAAAGCCAUACAAGAGCCUCGCGCAUAACAUUCUUCGACUCAUCCACUACACUCACCCUGUGCUAUCCUCUCGAAACUCCAUAUGUUGCCUCAAGCACCAACUUGCACUGGCAUUCGUAUACGCCACACGGACGACGCCAACAGGAUUUUUCACGCUGUGGCGUUAGGUCACCUUCAGCUUUAUACUCGUAGACUGACUGUAGAGGAGAGACGAGCUAUACAUACUGGCUGUGUCUUCGUUUGGGAAGAAAGAAGCUCAUCGAUAGAGGCUACUGGGGACGGAAUUGAGCGCUGGACCGAUGGUAGAAGAUGGAGUUGUUCCAAAGUGAAGCUGGAUUUCUUAUUCUACCAAGAAAAGCUUCCAGAUGUGAAUGACGAGUACAUCGCUGCAGCGAUGCGUCCGAAUCAGUUGGUUAAGCAGACCUACUCGGUCCAUGUUCAGACUCCAGUGGGUCGCAGAAAGUGGCAUCUAGUCGCAUACUACACCCCAGAAACUCGCGAUUAUCUUCCUUCCGUUGAUGACAUUCCACUGUUGGCCUCACUUCGUAACUCGGUGCCUCGUAGCGCAUAUCAGCCGGCCCGGACAUCAAGAGGACGUGCCCGAGUUGAAUCUGAUGUUGUUGAGGCCUCUUCGUCUGCCAUGCCAAAGGUUCCCUCAAAUCGAUCGUUCUACACAUCAUUACCGCUCCCACCUCAACAAUCUUCCCCAACGCCUGAAUUGGCGCCGGCGUCUUGGGAUCAAGAUGCAGACUCUGAUGAUGCUCAUGAGGUGGUUUCAACACCGAUCUCACCCAUGUCGUCAACCUUCGAGAUGCCACCCCUAUUUCAGCCUCCCGAUCCAAAGUGGGUCCUGGAGAACUGUGUUGCAGUUUUUAACAUUUACGAGAUGCCCCAUCGACGAGUGUUGGAUGAAGCAUCAUUGGAACUCGCCCCCUUGGUGUACAUGAAAGAUUCGCCAUACCAAGCCCGACACCCGUUCGACGUCGACACACUGCGUGCGUUUGACACAGUUUCGUGGACAAUAUGAAAGUUCCUGGGGUACUAUGGGCAUUCUUUUCUCGUGUCUUCGUAAUCUUGAUUUGAAGCUCCUUGUCGCUGCAUCACUGCCGUCACGUUAUUUAGCCUCGCCACUGUUCGUCAUACCUUGAAAGGUGUUUUGUCCAGCAUUGCUCUCGAGUAAAUGAACCUGCCUGCAACGUAUGUAUGGGACAAUUUCUUGAUCAUUUAAUCCUAUCUUUUUGUUUCCUUC